GCCUCCACCUCGAUGGAGACUACAUGGUGGCCGGGGAUCAUGGCCAGACCCAGAACUCGAGGCUCACCCUGGGAGAACGAAUCUGUGGAUUUGAGGAACUCCUGAGCAGAUCCCAGGAUGACGUUGCAGUCACGGUCAGUGCAGAGAAACAGGCCCACCAGUGUGCGUCCAUCCGUCAUACGGAUCCUCAUGCUCUUAUUAAGCAGAUUCUCCAGCUUCUGGCGGGCCGGCGAGGUUGACAGUGAGGACAUCUCCAUCUGCGCUGUGUGCAAGGAUGUACCAUUUUCUUCUUUCGGCGAUGCCAUCGGUACUUCAAUUUGUCCUACUUCCCCACUGCUUUCUCGAACCGGGGUGCAAGAUCUUAAACAGGGUGAAACGGGUUCUCUGAUGGCAGAAAUGCAUCGUCCAAAGUAUUUCACGCCAAAAGAAGUGUCGCUGCACAAUACAAUUGACGACAUAUGGGUGUCAUAUUUAGGCACAGUGUACAACUUGACACCGCUGGUAAACGAACAUAAUGGUGAUGUUCUUUUAAGGCCUAUUGUUGAGUGUGCAGGAAAAGACAUAAGCCACUGGUUUGACCCCAAAACAAAGGAUGUUCAGACCCACAUUGACCCUCUCUCUGGCUGUGUUAAAUAUUAUACUCCGAGAGGUCGUUUUGUUCAUAUACCCCCUCCUUGUCCACGGACUGACUGGGCUAAUGACUUUGGGAGGCCAUGGUGGAGCGACGGUCGCUAUGAAGUGGGCCUGCUGUCUGCCAGAACUUUAUGGAUCCAGAUCAUCAACAUGCUCACAUACCAGGAGCAGCCUCUGGAGGUGUGCUGCGAAGAAACUGUGGAAGAAAUUCUCCAGCGCUACCUGAAGUACAACUCUCAUGCAGGCAGCUACACCUGGAAACAUGACUGCCAGGCGCUGGACAUGAGCAGGACGCUGAGCGAGAACGGCGUCGUCAACGACGAUGAAAAUGGCGACUUCUUGCCCUCCGUCUGCCUUUACUUCAAUGAUGACCUCACCGAAUAGCGGGAAGCAGUUAGUGGGGGUUUUGUGGAGUGAAGAUACAAAACUUUAACAGAAAAACAAACAUAUGGUGCCAUGUUGUUCUUUUGUCCUAUCAGUUUAUAUCCUGGUUAGAUCCAAAUGACCACCUUUUUCUUUUUUUUCCAUCCUGCCUGUUUCUAAGGCCUGUUGACAGCUCUUCUUUUUUUUAUCAUCCUUCAUUGGUUUCUGAUUCGUUUUUACAUAUAUCUGGGUUACAUUUGGACAGCUGACUUCUGGGAAAAUCUGCACCAAGAUUCAAGCUUUCGGAAAUCGAGUUACAGCUGAAGACCACCUCCGCUGACACAAAUACACAAAAGUAAAUUGGAGUGUAUGAUAAAUCUGCAGAAUAAUAAUAGCCAGAUAAUAAUGACUGGUUGCCAUGGUAAUGGGUCAUGUGAACGUCUUCCACCCACCCCCCCCCCCCCCAACUACCUCUUAGUGUUCAGACUGUUAGACUCACACUACAGGAAAAAAAUAUUCUCGUUCACAUUUUAUCUUUGUUUUCUGCUUUUUCUUUUCCUCUUACCACACAGUUAAGAUCCUUAUGUACUGGAAGAUGAAAGUAGAGUAAUUAGAUCACGGUAAAUCAGGGGGCUGCGGUUGGCAACAGAUCCAG
Messenger RNA from Paramormyrops kingsleyae, 1651 nucleotides. RefSeq names its product cytochrome b5 domain containing 1 (gene cyb5d1). NCBI's taxonomy places the organism in Eukaryota, Metazoa, Chordata, Actinopteri, Osteoglossiformes, Mormyridae. The record is from RefSeq and is a predicted model, not a curated record. Gene Ontology annotation, biological process: cilium movement.